Molecule: messenger RNA, 570 nt
Organism: Neurospora tetrasperma FGSC 2508
Lineage: Eukaryota; Fungi; Ascomycota; Sordariomycetes; Sordariales; Sordariaceae
Exons: 4
Coding region: 1-570 (189 amino acids)
Source: RefSeq, a predicted model, not a curated record
AUGAUGAGCACGGGCAAAAGGCGGGCCAGCAAGGAAGUAGCAACGACGACAGAGAGGUGCGGUGGUAUCGCCGUGUGUCGGAUGGUGUUGAUUGGGUUGAUUAGGCCAAUGAAGCUAUGGUUGACAGGUACACAAAAGAGAGAAUGGUGCUGCUCCGCCGUCGGAUCUCCCGUUCAUUUGACUUCCUUCGCUUCAAAGCAAAUCGGGUCGGCGUGCUUGAAUUAUGAUGUGUGGAUCCCGCAAAACGGACCCACCGCUGCGACCGGUUCCGUCCCCGUAUCUGCCCGGUCUGUGUUAUUUGAGGGUCUGGCGUCCGGCAACGCAUCAGCUAUCCCCGCUGUCAUCACUCGCUCAAAUAGCAAACUCAAUAAGCAAUUUCCCUAUCACAUUGGACAACAACGCCAUCAACUCUACUGGGCAGUCGCAGUGGCAAACUCGACGGGCGCCGUCAAAUCGGAAUCCGAGCCUGGACUUGAGAUUGCACAUGUCGACCACUCAGCAGUAUCGACACUGGUUCUUACACAACCAAGGCUGCCCAAGAUUUCAGUUCUGAUGCGAACACGGGUUUGA